UUACGCGCGCCGCUCGGCGACUCUUCUUUCCGGCUGCCCCUCGCUGGCGUCCCCGUCCCCCCCCGGUGGCCGUCGCCGCCAUGAAUAGCGUAGGCGAGGCUUGUACGGAGCUGAAGCGGGAGUACGACCAGUGCUUCAACCGCUGGUUCGCCGAGAAGUUUCUGAAGGGGGAAAGCGAAGGCGACCCUUGCGUCGAGCUCUUCAAGCGCUACCAGCUCUGCGUCCAGAAGGCUAUCAAGGAAAAGGACAUACCCAUCGAAGGGUUGGAAUUCAUGGGCCCCAGCAAAGGAAAAUCUGAAAACUCUUCCUGACCUUGAUGGGAUAUAGGAGGAACCAGAAAAGUGGCUGUUUGGACUUUGAAUCACAAUUGCAUCAGGACAUUGCAGUUUCUGCCUCAUAAAUGCAGCUUCAUCUUUAAUGACAACUGAGGGUGGGUUUUAUAUGAUGUUAUUGAUCAGAUUUUUUUCCAUAUAGGUUUAAUUAAGAUGUAGGUGUAAAAGGAAUGUGAUGUGAUUUGAUAGAUACAAUGAACUGUUGUAUCUUGGUUUUCUGCAUCUUUGCUCUCUAUUGGUGCGGCUGAUGGGAGUGCUAGAAAGUGCCCUCAGUGUUGGCUAUCGAAAGGCUGAAAGAUACAGCACUUAAGCAGUGCUGUGGAGAAACAUUACUUCUCUCUAAAGAAUGUAGCCUCUUGCUACUGCUUCUACAAAAGAUGUGUGUGUAUAAAACUCCAAAUUCUCUCUUAACAUUCUGGUCAGGUGUAAGGAGGUUUCAAGCAUAAAGUGCUUCCUUUUGGCGAAGGGAAGCAAAAUAAAAUCUGUCUGGAACGUAACUUUUACUACUAUCUAGUAAAUAUAAAAAAGUAGCAGCAUAGUUUUAUGUUCAGUCUGAUGCAUACACACCUUAUUGAAAACAAAACUGUUACUCUUAUUCCUCUUGCCUACCUCUUGGAUUUUGUUUAGCCAGACCAUAUUGUGAAAUUCACAUAUAGAUGAGAAAUCUAUACAAUGCAGGAAAUUAAAGUGUAAGCCUACCUUGUCACUCAGUCAAAGUUUCAGAUUACUGAAUGCAGUCCAUUCACUUUACACAAGUUACCUAUGUAUUUUGGUAUAUCAUCUAAGAAAUUUUAGAACAAACAAUGUAAGCAGACCUUUGGUAUGAGCAACUGAGUUGGCAUAACUUAUAAAAAGCAUACUACACUGGUGAAAAUGUAUUGCGUUCUUAGUCAUAACACUAAGGCACCUGGGUUUGGAAUUGCUUGUAAGAUUCAGGAAACAUCCAAAUCUUUGCCUCUCUUUCAUAGCUUCCCUUUAAAUUACUGCAUAAAGUUCAACUUUCAUGGUUUUAAAUUCUAGAGGGGUAGAUAGCUGUUACUCUAUGGCAGCCAGGAUAAUCUUAAAUACCAACAGCAGCCAACACUUCUGAGAGCCCAAGCUACUUGUAUCAGAAACAUGAAGUGUUAUAUUCAUUGGCAGAAAUAUGAACAUUUGGAUUCAAACUGGGAUGUGGAAGUGAUUUAUUGACCUCAUUUUGCAAUUUCUUUUUUAUAUACCUUUGUGUGUGGGGGGGUAUAUGUCUGCUAACUGGUAACAUUUCUUACUUUCAUCAAAAUAAAUGUUUAUAUCACAGUAAAUUUUAUUUUAUUGUAGCAUAAGCUUUCGAGAAUCAAGUUCUCGAACUUGAUUCUCGAAAGCUUAUGCUACAAUAAAAUAAAAUUGGUUAGUCUUAAAGGUGCUACUGGACUCUUUUUGAUUUUGCUACUACAGACUAACACGGCUAACUCCUCUGGAUCUAUCACAGUAAAUGUUAAUCUUUAUGGUGCCACAUAGCUUCUUGGUUGUGGUACCUUAUGGGAAGCUGGGCAAAUGCCUGACUUGCUUCAUAUCACAGUUAAUCAUAAACUUAAGCCUGUGUGUUUAUGAAGUACAAGACUAGGUAAUGCUUCCAUUGCCUUCCCUCAACUUCUGUUACUGAGGAGCAAAAGAAAUGAUUUUCCCUUAGCUUAUGCUUCCUGUUAAUUUUUACCAAGCCUACAGCAAGUGCCAUUCCUGAUUUUAUUAAAAGCCGCUUUGUCUUGCAGAAGGCUUUCUACGCAGUUGAAGGUAGGCUUCCUGCUUUCAUCUUGCAUAAAGAAUACAUGCACAGAUGGUGAAGAGAUGCUGCUUUAGAAUUUAAGCAGUUCUCUGUGGUCCUGGGGACAAAGUUCAUAUUCAUUCCAUCUCUGUGCAUGCUAGCCCAAUAUAGGGAUUAUCUAGCUAUGCCUAGUAGAGAAGGAAAAGGUCAAAUUCAGAUUGUAAUCCCAGAUUAUCUUACUCUGGAGUAGUUUUUAUUGGAUAUAAUAGUAUAAAGGAUCAGGCUGCAUGUGGAAAUAAUGUUUUUACAAUAGAAAGUGCCUUAUAACAUGAUUGAUCAGCUGUAUGUAUUCUAUUGUGUGCAAUAAUAGAAAUUCAAUUAGGAUAAUAAAAUUGGAAACUACA
Messenger RNA from Eublepharis macularius, 2474 nucleotides. RefSeq names its product TP53 regulated inhibitor of apoptosis 1 (gene TRIAP1). Lineage: Eukaryota; Metazoa; Chordata; Lepidosauria; Squamata; Eublepharidae. The coding region runs from base 81 to 311 and encodes 76 amino acids. The transcript is spliced from 2 exons. The record is from RefSeq and is a predicted model, not a curated record.